GCUGGGGCCGGCAGCUCCUCCCGCUGGCCAGUGAUGGGGCCUUUCUCUGUGUGUGGGGCACUCCCACCCAGGAAGCCCAACUCCGAGGAGAGGGUAGGAGCGAGAGGAGAACAGCAGCGGCAGAACGAGGAGCCGUGGCCCACCAGGACCAGGCUGAACACAGGGAGACCUGCCAGCGCCGCCCUGGUGGAAUACAGUGUGGGGAGGUCAUCUCUGUUGUUCCUUUGGCUUGAAACACACACUGGUCAACAUGGAAGGCAAUAAAGAGGUGCCUCUGACCUCCUACCUUCUGGAUGAGGAGGAACUGAAGAGGAAGCAGCGGGAGAAACUAAAGAAGCUGCAGGCCACAGGAGGGAACCCCCGGCCGCCCCGGUCACUCUUCUGCCUGACACUGAAGAACCGCUUUCGCAGGAAGUGCAUCAGCAUCGUGGAGUGGAAGCCCUUUGAGAUCAUCAUCCUGUUGGCCAUCUUUGCCAACUGCAUUGCGCUGGCCGUGUUCUCGCCCAUGCCCGAGGAGGACACCAACAGCGGCAACGCCAAACUGGAGAGCCUGGAAUACGUCUUCCUGUUCCUAUUCUCAGUAGAGUGCUUCCUCAAGAUAAUAUCCUAUGGUUUCCUCUUUCAUGAAGGGGCCUAUUUGCGGAAUUGUUGGAACAUAUUGGACUUUGUCAUCGUCUUCAUGGGGCUUUUCACCCUUGCAGUGGACACCAUAAACACAAUUUCCGGAGUCCCAGCAGAGAAGGGAGGGGGCUUUGACUUGAAAGCCCUGAGAGCUUUUCGAGUCCUGCGGCCUUUACGCCUCGCCACUGGUGUCCCCAGCUUGCAGGUGGUGAUGAACUCCCUCUUCAAAUCCAUGCUACCUCUCAUGCACAUUGCCCUGCUGGUAUUCUUCAUGGUGACCCUCUAUGCCAUCGUGGGUUUGGAAUUGUUCAAGUGCAAGAUGCAUAAGACCUGCUACUACAUUGGCACGGAUAUUAUCGCCACGGUGGACAAUGAGAGGCCAUCACCCUGUGCACAGGCUGGCGAAGGGCGUCGUUGCACCAUCAAUGGGUCAGAGUGUCACCCAGGCUGGCCUGGCCCAAACUAUGGCAUCACCCACUUCGACAACCUGGGCUUUGCCAUGCUGACCGUCUUCCAGUGCAUCACCAUGGAAGGCUGGACUGACGUACUCUACUGGGUGAAUGAUGCCAUAGGCCCGGAGUGGCCCUGGCUUUAUUUUGUCAGCCUCAUCCUCUUGGGCUCCUUCUUUAUCCUCAAUCUGAUUCUUGGUGUGCUUAGUGGAGAGUUCACAAAAGAACGGGAAAAGGCAAAGUCACGGGGUGAAUUCCAGAAGCUCCGCGAGACGCAGCAGUUCGAUGAAGACCUGAAGGGCUAUAUGGACUGGAUUACCCAGGCUGAGAUCAUGGACAUCGACCAGGAGGGACAAGGACUUCUGCCAAAGGAGGGUGGCUCAGACACUGAGAGUCUGUAUGAAAUGGAGGGCCGGAGUCGUUUGCUUUAUUACUACCAUCGCUCACGUCACUGGAACCGUUUCUUCCGGCGGAAGUGUCGCUCCUGGGUGAAAUCCCGCGUCUUCCACUGGCUGGUGGUCCUGUUGGUGCUCCUCAACACUUUGGUCAUUGCCACUGAACACCACCACCAGCCUGAGUCACUUACCACUGUACAAGAGACGGCCAACAAGGUGCUGCUGUCGCUGUUUGCCGUCGAGAUGUUCCUGAAGAUGUAUGCUUUGGGACUUCCUGCCUACUUUGUGUCGCUCUUCAACCGCUUUGACUGCUUUGUGGUGUCCGUGGGCAUCUUGGAGCUGCUGCUGGUGCGGAUGGAUAUCAUGACGCCCCUGAGCAUCUCGGUGCUGCGUUGCUUCCGCCUGCUUCGCCUCUUCAAGGUCACAAAGUACUGGAAGUCCAUUAGCAACCUGGUGGCCUCCCUGCUUAAUUCGGUGCGCUCCAUCGCCUCGCUGCUGCUGCUCCUCUUCCUCUUCAUCGUUAUCUUCUCCCUGCUGGGCAUGCAGGUGUUCGGGGGCAAGUUCAACUUCCCUGAGUAUCAGGUUCGGCGCAGUAACUUUGACAGCUUCCCCCAGGCACUCAUCACAGUGUUCCAGGUCCUCACUGGAGAGGACUGGGAUGUUGUCAUGUAUGAUGGGAUCCGGGCCCAUGGCGGGCCUGACUUCCCCGGGAUACUGGCCAGCAUCUACUUCGUCAUCCUCUACAUCGUCGGCAACUUCAUCCUUCUGAAUGUGUUCCUGGCUAUUGCCGUGGACAACCUGGCCGAGGCAGAGAGUCUCACUUCGGCCCAGAAGGAGAAGGCAGAGGAGAAGAAACACCAGAAACUGCUCCGAGGCAACGUUCCACAGAAGACUGACGAGGACAGGGCCCUGAUGGUGAAGAAGCUGGCUGAGCAGAGGGCCAAAGCUGAAGGGAUGCCCACCACAGCCAAGCUGAAAGUGGAUGAGUUUGAAUCAAAUGUCAAAGAGAUCAAGGAUCCUUUUCCGCCAGCUGAUUUCCCAGGUGAUGACGAGGAGGAGGAGCCAGAGAUCCCCCUAAGCCCCCGCCCCCGGCCCAUGGCUGACCUGCAGCUCAAGGAGAAGGCGGUGCCGCUUCCUGAGGCCAGCUCCUUCUUCAUCUUCGGGCCCCAGAACAAGUUACGCAAGAUAUGCCACCGGAUCAUUAACGCCACCCCCUUCACCAACUUCAUCCUGCUCUUCAUUCUCCUCAGCAGCAUCUCCCUGGCAGCUGAGGACCCCAUCGAUCCCAAAUCCUUCCGGAACGAGAUCUUGGCUUACGCAGACAUUGUGUUCACGUCUGUAUUCACCGUGGAAAUUGCACUAAAGAUGAUUACAUACGGCGCCUUCCUGCACAAGGGGUCCUUCUGCCGCAACUCAUUCAACAUCCUGGACUUGAUUGUGGUGGUUGUGUCUCUGCUAUCCAUGGGAAUGGAGUCCAGCGCCAUCUCGGUGGUGAAGAUCCUCAGGGUUCUGAGGGUGCUCCGGCCCCUGCGGGCCAUCAACCGAGCCAAAGGACUCAAGCAUGUGGUCCAGUGUAUGUUUGUGGCCAUCAAGACCAUAGGCAAUAUCGUCCUGGUCACCAUGAUGUUGAACUUCAUGUUCUCCUGCAUUGGCGUUCAGCUCUUCAGGGGCAAGUUUUAUCGGUGCACUGACCCGUCCAAAACAACGGAGGAAGAAUGCCAAGGGACCUUCAUUAGGCACCUAGAGAAUUCAUUGCAGGAGAUGGAUCUGCAGAAGCGCAAGUGGGUCAACAGCGACUUCAACUUCGACAGUGUGCCCAGUGGUAUGCUGGCCCUCUUCACUGCCUCUACAUUCGAGGGUUGGCCCAAGCUGCUGUAUACAGCCAUCGACUCGGACACAAUAGACAGAGGCCCCGUAUUCAACAACCGCAUAGAUGUUUCCAUCUUCUUCAUUGUCUACAUCAUUAUCAUUGCCUUCUUCAUGAUGAACAUCUUCGUCGGCUUCAUUAUUGUGACGUUCCAAGAGCAGGGCGAGGAAGAAUACAAGAAUUGUGAACUGAACAAGAACCAGCGCAAGUGUGUGCAGUAUGCUCUGAAAGCCCGCCCACUACGCUGCUACAUCCCCAAGAACCCCUGUCAGUACCGCGUCUGGUACAUGGUCACAUCCUGCUACUUUGAGUACCUGAUGUUCCUGCUCAUCAUGCUCAACACGCUCUGCCUGGGCAUGCAGCACUGCAACCAGUCGGACUACAUCACAAAAGUGUCAAACACACUGAAUUUGCUCUUCACCAUCCUUUUCACUGUUGAGAUGAUCGUCAAGCUCAUGGCCUUCAAAGCCAAGGGCUACUUUGGAGACCCCUGGAACGUGUUUGACUUUCUUCUUGUCGUUGGUAGUAUUGUGGAUGUCAUCCUCAGCGAGAUCGAUAAUGCCCUUGCUGCCAGUGGAGGACUGUACUGCCUGCAGGGCUGCACUGAUAAAAACCCAUUGCAAGCUAUAGCGGACGCAGAGAACAUGAGUGUGUCUAUCACCUUCUUCCGGCUCUUCCGUGUCAUGCGUCUGGUGAAGUUACUGAAUCGCUCAGAAGGCAUCCGCAACCUGCUGUGGACUUUCAUCAAAUCCUUCCAGGCUAUUCCCUACGUGGCUCUCCUCAUCGUCAUGCUCUUCUUCAUCUAUGCUGUCGUUGGAAUGCAGUUCUUUGGGAAGAUAGCUUUGGUGGAUGGUACAGAGAUUUAUCGAAAUAGUAACUUCCAGACAUUCCCUCAGGCGAUUCUGUUACUCUUCCGGGUCACCACUGGAGAGAGGUGGCAGGAGGUCAUGAUGGCCUGCAUGUCCGGGAAGCAGUGCGAUGCUAAGUCUGAUCCCCUCCCUGGGGAGGAGUACAACUGUGGCACCAACUUUGCUGUCUUCUACUUCCUGACCUUCUACAUGCUCUGCUCCUUCCUGAUCAUCAACCUUUUUGUGGCAGUCAUCAUGGACAACUUUGACUACUUGACUCGUGAUUGGUCAAUACUUGGUCCCCAUCACCUGGACGAGUUUAAGAAAAUCUGGGCAGAGUACGAUCCUGAAGCCACGGGACGAAUUAAGCACCUGGAUGUGGUGACUUUGCUGCGGAGGAUUCAACCGCCAUUGGGCUUUGGAAAGUUCUGUCCCCACCGCUCAGCAUGCAAGCGCCUGAUAUCCAUGAACAUGCCGAUGAACAGUGAUGGCACUGUCACCUUCAAUGCCACCCUGUUUGCCCUGGUCCGAACUGCUCUGAAGAUCAAAACAGAAGGUAAUUUUGAGAAGGCAAAUGAGGAGCUGAGAGCCAUCAUUAAGAAUAUCUGGAAACGCACCAGCAUGAAGUUACUGGACCAGGUCAUCCCCCCCAUUGGAGAGGAUGAGGUGACCGUGGGCAAGUUUUACGCCACCUUCCUGAUCCAGGAGCACUUCCGCAAGUUCAUGAAGAGGCAGGAGGAGUAUUAUGGAUACCGGCCCACCAAAAAGAGGGCCUCUGAGAUACAGGCGGGCCUGCGCAGUAUUGAGGAGGAAGCAGCCCCGGAGCUGCACAGAGCCAUAUCAGGAGAUCUGGUGGUGGAGGAGGAGCUGGAGCCGGGCACAGAAGAUGGCGGCGAGGAGGGGAUCUAUCGGAGGACAGGUGGCCUGUUUGGGAACCACGUGGACAUCUUCGCUGCAGAGCAAAGCAGUCCCCUUUCUCCCCAGGUGACCAGUCAGCGUCCUCUGCAGUUCUCUGAGAUUCACGCGGAGGAUGCAGAGUCUCCCCCAGACUCAGUGUUCCUGCCCAACACAGAGUUCUUUCCCAUGGUGCAAAUAAAAACCAACACCAACAACAACGCCAGCAGCAGGUUUGCAUACGAGCAAGAAGGCGGUGCCCAGGGUGAACCCAUCGCCACCACCAGUAACCAGUCUGGUGGGGAUAUAGAACCAAACUCAAAAGGGAUUUCUAAGGCCGACCCCAGGAACAUUCACGACAGACAGGUCACAAUCAACACCAGCAUCACUCAGUUUCCGUUCCAGCCUGCUCUGGCUGGCAGGGAAGGUCAUACCUUCCACAGCGCCACAGACCAGCUCAUUCAGCAGGUGCUGAUAAACCAGGGUCUUGACUGUCUGGUGAAUGAUGCCCGCUUCGUGGAAGUGACCCGGAUGGAAAUAGCAGAGGCUUUGUGUCUCGACCCCGUGGAGAUGGAGGAGAAAGCCAAGGUCCUGUGUGAGAGACCCGGAGGCCCUGAGGACAUGCGGACACCGCGUCUCACACGGGACCCCCCCACGAAGGAACAGCACGUCUAGGGCUCUAUGCUCUGCUGCUGUUUGCACACGUUGACAUCACAGGCUUAAAAAGCCUUAUUUGUUAAUUAUGCAGAACAGCUGAGCUGUAAUUAGCUGACUGUGGCUGUUUGACAGAGAAAGGCUAAGAUUCAACUUGACGGUAGAUGGUUUUAAACAAGCAAGGAGAUAAAAAAAAAAUUGGUAUUUUCAGAUCAAAUGAAGAUGCAAUUCUUUAAGCAAUAAAAAGGUUAACGUGAAAAAAUUUCAUGAAUAUCAUUACUCAUUAAUGCUUGUAGAAGUAAUGGUGAAAAUGGAAAUCCACUUCUCACAAUUAAUAUCCUAGACUGAUUAAGAGCUUGAACAAGCAUUCAGUCUGUUUUGUACUUAGUGACAUGGACUAAGAAGAAGAUGGAAGGCAGCUGAGAGCUCAGUCAGAGGACUGCUGCCUCUCCUUAUUUGACUGUUUUUGGGGAAAGCAGUGUUUUUGAGAACUAUUUCAGAUCAGGCCAAUUGGCUCCACUGUGGACAGUGAGCCACCCUGUCUAGAGAAAUGUGUGGAAGAGGGGCAUUAUGGGAAAGUUACAUUUGAUGGGAAGUCUGGUUUUUGCACCAGAACAACACAAGAAUUUGUACCUCUAUGUUAAUUGAAAAUGUGAUUUCCUCUAAGUCACCUAUUUUCAUUUGACUCUUAUUUAAUUGGAAGUUUAUCUGAAAUGCCUUGGUAAUUUUUUUAAUUACCAUUUGUUAUUUAAAUUACAAAAUUUUUAAUAGCUGGCUACAUUACAAUUGGUUUACUGUUUGGUUUACAAUCUGCUUUAAGAUUUUUAAUUAUAUUACUGUUCGUUGCAUUGGUCUUUAACUCAUCAUUAGGUUUAUGAAGAUGGAAAAACCGAAGGUUGUUUUUCUAAUGUGGCAUUAGGCAAACCGCACAGCAGGCCCAGUCUUUCGGUUCUUCUCGACUCAGUGACCGAUUCCUGUACAGCUGCCAGUAGCUUAUUUUAAGCUGUGUUUAAUGUAGAAGUGAAGCAGGCAUCUCAAGGUCAGGUUUUUUUUUUUUUUGAAGGGCCUACAGCCGGCCAACUGUGGGAUAUGAGAUAGAAGGCACAGCAUGAGUCGACGUGGUUUAUGUUUCCUUAAGAUAGAGUCUCUAUUCCUGUGCUCUGCAAACUGCAUGACCUUAAAAGUGCACAAAACUGUUUUAAAAUGUGAUUUUUCUUUAUUCACUUACAAGCUUUUCCCUAACACCUGAUACCCUAACCCUAACCCUAACACCUGAUACCCUAACCCUAACACCUGAUACCCUAACCCUAACACCUGAUACCCUAACCCUAACCCUAACACCUGAUACCCUAACCCUAACCCUAACCUCUCACCAUUUUCUCUCCACUACUGCAAUGAAUUUUCAGUGACAUGGGAUUUGCUUACAAAACAGGAUAAUGGUUUUAAUAUUUGAUAUUGCAGUCAAUUGCAAAAUAAUAAAUUUUUUUCCUCAAAUGAAAAGAA
This is a messenger RNA of Paramormyrops kingsleyae, 7231 nucleotides long. Its product is annotated as dihydropyridine-sensitive L-type skeletal muscle calcium channel subunit alpha-1-like. Gene Ontology annotation, molecular function: calcium ion binding; high voltage-gated calcium channel activity. Gene Ontology annotation, cellular component: voltage-gated calcium channel complex; membrane. Gene Ontology annotation, biological process: calcium ion import across plasma membrane. NCBI's taxonomy places the organism in Eukaryota, Metazoa, Chordata, Actinopteri, Osteoglossiformes, Mormyridae. The record is from RefSeq and is a predicted model, not a curated record.